AUGUUGGAUUCUAUUUUGAAAGACCCUCGAUUGAACAGUAAAGAGGUUUUUUCUAUUAUCCUUUUGCCUCCUUCUCUCAAUUCAACAAAUUCUCCUUUUUUAUUUGACUAUUUAGACAACCAUGAUAUUUGCACACACAUGGUGUUAUAUCUGGAUCAUCCUAUUGUCAUUUGUGAAUUAGUAACAACACAACAGACAAUCGCACUCAACAAUUCCAAAGAAAUCAUUAGUAAAAUCGACAAAUUAGUAUUAGAGUUUUGUGACACUUCAGUAAAUUGUGAUUCGUUGAAAAGUUUACACGCUUGCAUGGAAAACAUACUGGAUGAUGGCUACACCUUAAUAGAGACUUUAGAUACAACACAUAUAGAAUUAGAAGUCGUUUUUGGAUCUUAUAUCAUGGACUCUACCUACGAUGUAGCCUUCUUUAAAAUCACCCAAUUCUUACUAGACCACGACAAAAAAUUAACGUUAGCCCUGGAAGAGAUGGAACACUUGGACUUUUCUCAAAUUGGACUACCCACUUCAAUCACUGAUCAAAGAAACAGAGUUCACGCUGCCAUUUCGGAAUUCGAAAGAAUUGGCUCGUUUCGCACACCCGCUGAAAAACUGGAUUGUCUACUCAACACCGUAUCCGAAUUAACAAGAGACCCUUCCGCUUAUACCGCCACCUUUCUCGAUUCGGAUUCCCUGAUACCCUUACUCUUAAUCACGCUCAUUCGAAGUAAAGUACCCCAUCUUACAGCAAACCUAAUUUACAUGAAAGAAUACACGUUCGAACGAAAUAUUGUAACAGGGAAAUACGGUUAUGCUUUGAGUACAUUUGAAGGUGUACUAGAAUAUAUACUAGACGCUCACGCAGAGCUAUCCGACAUAUCCAGACAAAACGUGCAAUACUGGUCAGCGAUCAAGACGGGUGACCUGGAUCAAGUUAUUCGGUAUGAUACCAGUGAUGCACAUGAUACCCGUGAUGCCUAUGGUAACAACGCUCUCAUGAUUGCUUGUAUUCAUCAUCAAUACGAUAUCGUCAAUUACCUAUUAUCCAUGCCUGUCAAAGGGGCCAUGACAAACGACAUGAAUUCAACUCCUUUAAUGCUAGCUAUUCACUACGGUAAAUCAUUCGAGAUUGUUAAACUCUUGUUAACCCAUCCACACGUUAUUCAUUCUGUCAAUGAGGCGGUUGACAACUAUGGAAAUACCGCCAUUCUUUAUGCCUGUGCCAUCGAUAACUUGGAAAUACUAAAAGCAUUACUCCAGGUGGCUGGUCACCAAACACUUUUGGAUCAACAUCGAAACACUUUGACGGGGGAUACUGUUCUCCACGUGGCUUCCAGAAACAAAUGUUCUAUUGAAUUUAUGACAUACUUGCUUUCACUCUGUCCACAGCGAAACUACAAGAACAAGAACAUGGAGACUUUUUAUCAUGCAUGUCGAGAUGUUCAAGUCUUAAAAUGGGUGUUACACAAUGAAAAUGACAUGCAUGAUUUAAUUCGGGACGUGGAUGAAAAGGGACGUUCACCAUUGAUGACUUGGGCAUUGGCUGGAAGGCUGGAUAUGAUUGAAUUAGUGACGGAAAGGACACGCGACGGUAAUGCAAUAGUAGAUCAUGAUGGCAAUACAUUGCUUCAUCUAUUAGCCAUGCAUACCGGUAAAGGCUUGACGUUGGGAGAUAAAAGUUUGGAUUACAUGGUGGAGCAAUUCAAUAUCUCGGUCAAUGUUCGGGACUGGGUGCAUGGUAAUACUCCUCUUCAUAUCACUGCAGAAACUUCGGUACUUGCAUCUGCACAGAGUAUAAACAAUGCAGUCUUAUUGAUAAGAGCGUUGGUCAAACAUGGUGCUGUCUUGGAUGCAGUCAACUAUCGAGACGAGCAUCCUGCCACUAUUUGUAAAAUUCCAGAAUUAGCCAUGUGUUUAGAUGGUAAAAACAAACUGCAUCUCGUGAAACACACCUUAUUUUCACCUGCUAAAAAAACUAGCAUGUACCAUUAUGCUUGGCAUAUUACCCGACCAUGGUUUGAACUAAAUAAUGGACAAACCGAUUUAUACUAUGUUAUCAAGAGCGGCCAGAUGGGCAAACCAGAAACGAUGCGAACUGUCAAGAGACGUCUGGACGAUUUCACGUUUUUACGACAAGAACUCUUGUACGAGAUGCCCGAGACAUUUUUACCUACCUUUCAAAACCUACAAGAUCCCCUCCUCAUUGACUUAAAACCUCCUCCAUUGGCUUGGAUUGAUCUCACCAUGACACGUCUACAAUCCUUCAUGGAUUGGUUGCAAUACCACCCUGUACUUCGUUACCACGAUCUUGUCAUUUCCUUUGUGCGCUCCAUGUCAGAUCUCCAACCCACUUUAAUCCGUGAUAACUCCUUCUCUAGAAGAAAACUAUUGCUAGAAAAGAUUAGUGAUUUACCUUUGCCCCAUUCUGUCACCAAUACGCUUGACGAAGAGUAUUUUUUAACCUAUGCACAGGAAAUGAUGACACCCUUAAAGUCUGGGUUUCUUCAUCUUUUGACCACAGCAAGAAGAAUCAUGGAUACGCAACGAGAGCUUCAGACUGAAAUGGGCAUGGUAGCACAAAAUUCACUUUGCUUGAAAACAUCUGCCCUGAUUACUCCAUUGGCCAUAGAAACCAUUCGAAUUUGCGCAAAUAUCACUGGCGAUCGAUCCGUAAUAAGUCAAAUGGCGUAUGACAUGAUUGACGGUAUCUUGUUAUCAUUACAGCGACCGUUCUCUUUACUUAAUCAACGUGGUUUACUUCGAGAGAAUAUAGAGCAGCAAAAGGAGAUUUUAUGCAAGUCCAAGCACUGGCAUACCAUUUUCACGCCGAAGAAAUAUGUAGAAAAAGACAAGGAUAAAAUGAUUGAGUCUCAUAAAAUGAUUUCUGAUGAAUUGGCCCAUUUCCAAAGUACUCAUCCACGGCAAAUGAUUCAAACUAUGCAAUCUAUCUCUAGAUCAAGUCUAAUAAUGGAAAAGCAGAAACUGCUCGUAUUAGAACAAACACUAUAUCAAUGGGAAAAUGUAAAAUAG
This is a messenger RNA of Mucor mucedo, 3024 nucleotides long. RefSeq lists its product as uncharacterized. Bases 1 to 3024 code for a protein of 1007 amino acids. Gene Ontology annotation, cellular component: tubular endosome; early endosome; plasma membrane. NCBI's taxonomy places the organism in Eukaryota, Fungi, Mucoromycota, Mucoromycetes, Mucorales, Mucoraceae. The record is from RefSeq and is a predicted model, not a curated record. Gene Ontology annotation, molecular function: guanyl-nucleotide exchange factor activity; phosphatidylinositol binding; SNARE binding. Gene Ontology annotation, biological process: early endosome to late endosome transport. The transcript is spliced from 11 exons.